GUUUGGCUAAAGUUGCCUGUAGAUCCGACACGGAUGUCUCAAAAUGAGGGAUCCCCAUCUCCGCCUCGCUGUGACCAAUGGCGGCAUGCCCGUAGCCGUGCCGACGCCCCCGCACGCGGGGGGAGCGAUGGAGCAGGUGUGGCGGGGCACCUUGCGAAGCUUCUCCAGCUCCACGGGCUACGGCUUUGUACAUAACGAAGAGCUGCAGCGGCACUAUGGCCGUCCCUCGCAGCUGUCGGAGGGGGCGUGUGCAAUGGGAUCCUGGAGCGUGUGCGUGUACAAUGUGAGUACACUAGAGAACCACGCAGACGAGUCCGAGAUGUGUUGUUCUCUCAUGUGUGAUGUGGUUGCAGGGCUUACGUGGCAAACUAAGAAGACUGAUUCCACAGCAGGGUGAUGUUUUGCUGGGAAGCCUUGCGCAGUUUGUUUUUUCCCCAAUUAGGUUGGAGGCCAUCGCUACGGAUUAUCGCAUCUCUUGCCCCCCUCACCUACUCCGUCCGACACGGACCACCGACUCACCUCCCCAACCUCGAGAGGUUCACCGGUUUGGGCGGUGGGAGGUGACGUCUAUGUGCAGCAGUCG
Messenger RNA from Durusdinium trenchii, 583 nucleotides. Lineage: Eukaryota; Dinophyceae; Suessiales; Symbiodiniaceae. The record is from the annotation of a GenBank genome assembly.